Messenger RNA from Angiostrongylus costaricensis, 3651 nucleotides. NCBI's taxonomy places the organism in Eukaryota, Metazoa, Nematoda, Chromadorea, Rhabditida, Metastrongylidae. The record is from the annotation of a GenBank genome assembly.
AUGCCUCAACUUGAAGUUCUAACCUUCACAUUGGCACUGGUUCGCACAAUAAUGGCUCAGGGCCAGGUAGUGCUGGACCCAGGGUUGCAGCAGAAUCGACAACCUGUGCAGAACAUUUUGGGCGGAGUGUAUUCUAAUAAUGUGACACUAUAUUUCCGAAAUUCACCAUAUAGGGUCACCACUGACCUUACUGUUGAGCACGGUGCGACCUUAACGAUAGAAACAGGAGUGCAGAUUUACUUCGACACCGGAAUCGGGCUGAUAGUAAGAGGCACGCUGCAAGCGAUCGGAAAUGAAUUCGCCCACAUCGAAAUGUUGCCGUAUCAACAGCAGCUCAACUAUGACGCUACUUUUCCUAAGUUCCGCCUCAUCGAUGGUGCUACCGUACGGGAAGGACGGCUUCAGGCACUGUUCAGAGAUAGAUGGCGAUCCGUAUGCACCAUGGUCACGAACUGGACGAGCAUAGACACUUCAACGGCUUGCCGGUCCAUGGGCUACAACGAUGGAGGAUUCCACAAGUGGUACCGGCGCAACAACGAUACGUACCCAUUCGUGCUUCCACGCCCUGAUUGUCAUCCAGGAGCCAGCUCCCUGUGGGAUUGCCCAGGGUUGGCUGAUCCGAAUGCAAUUCGUCUCAGCGAGAACCUCUGUCAAGGAGAGGACGACCUGGGUCUCAUCUGUUGGGGACAGCCAACAUUCCAAGGAUGGGCUCGACAUUGGAAAGGAGUUCAAAUCUUCAAUUCUCUCUACACUUACGUGAGUGCUGAUCCCGACCAUGUGGCUGUGCAGAAGGAGUCGUUAAGUCGAAUGGAAUUUGUUGAUAUACUCUACGCUGGAUACGACGGGUCUACAAAGAACACCACGGCCGCGUUGUGGAUAGAGGGCGUAGCUCCGCUUAUGAACGGUAUUCGAGUGGAACGCAGCGCCAGGGAUGGAUUGUACAUCUAUGAACCCUCCGGACCGGUGCUGAUUGCGAACUCGACGUUUUCCUGGAAUCGAGGUCACGGCAUCGUUGUCGACAACACUACUGACGGUCGCGUAUUCAUAAAUAUGACACGGGUCGAAAACAACUACGGUGACGGAGUCUGGUAUCGACAGAAGAGCGGAUCGAACCUACUACAGGAAGAAACAAGAAUUAAACGAGACAUGGGAUUCUUCGCCGAGGAAAAGCCCCGAGCAGAUAUUUGCCGGCAGCACUCAUUACCAGCGCAGUUUUUCUUCCCCCAUCUUCUAGUGGCUCAACUGCGUAACGGCACUCUCUACGAUCCUUUGAAGCCACCAUCAUGCUGGAUUGCUAUCUUAUUGCCACCACGUCUCGCUUACACGUAUUCGCUGCAAUUUUUAAAUGUUCGAAAUUUGAACCCAUUGAGCAUUUCGUCUGCUUCCUUGGUUGUCUGUGAUGCCUCACAGGAGAGAAAUGCUUGCGGAUUAGAGCGAUUUCGGAUUCCGAUUCUCAACGGCAUUUAUCCACAGACUGUCAGCUUAAGGAGUGGAGUGAAUCCAUUGUUCAUUUCUCUUGAAUACCACCAGGAAGGACCCAGCGCCGGUUACGUGAUUGGAGAUGUUGAAGUACUCUUCAAGGUUCAUGCAAGUGUGACUGGUAAGUCUGUUUAUCGUCAUAUUAUGGCCGAACUGGUAUUAUUCUUAACGCUUUUGAGACACAUUAGUUUCCAAGGAAAGCUCGAUUCCCUUCCAGAAAAGGCCUUUUAUGGCCUUAAUAUUACGAACUCGAUCAUCAGCAACAAUAUCGGCAACGGAAUCUUCAGUCGUGACAUCCGUGAGCGCACAGCGUUGUCCAACGUGACGCUAAAUCUGAAUCAAGGGAUCGCUGGUUUUCUCGUGAAGGAUGGAGCUGCUGAUAUCUGGGUGAAUGACACAAGGAUUCGAGAGAAUUGGGGCGAUGGCUUGAAUAUAAGCUAUGCUGGAGGAGCGAUUACUGGACUAACAAUUGUAGGUGCCGCAUUCCAUUUCAACGAUAGUUCUCCAUUCUUUGCUCUUCAUCAGGAGAUUGUGUUCAAAGGUCGGCCGUCAAACAACAUCUUCUAUCUUCCGACAAUCGUCGCUGAAAACAAAUGGGGCGGUGUGCUUGUGGGAAAUUUCUGCCUACCAGUGUAUAGAAACGUCGAGCCAAAGGUGCUGAUCAAUUGGGUGGAGUUUCUAGGCAACUCGUAUCACCCCGCUGUAGAGAUCCAUUCGUGUCAAAGUCAUGGCGUGGCUCGAACUGUCAUUGACGUAACAGGAAACAGAAUCGAAGGCAACACCGGGAUGGGAUUCCGUGUAGCGCCGCUGGUGAACGUGCUGGCCUUUGUGAACAGCAAUCAGUUUCUGAACAACAACGACACCGCUCUCUUCAUAAGGAAUGCCGACCAGCCCCAACUGUGGUCGUUAGGAGCAAACGUCACGAUUUCGAAAAACGCGUUCAAAUUCAAUCGAGGAAAAAGCAUUAUUUCCAUUGGCCUAAAUGAAGAUGCACCGGCUCAACAUCUGAUUUUCAAUCAGCAAAAUGAGGUACGUGCAAGUCGUGUGGUCAUCCAAAAUUGGAGGUCUGGAGUUAUUUUUUCUUCUUUCUUCUUCUUGAAAGCAAUGAGCACACGAUUUUUUGCAAUAUUAAUUCCCAGUAACGUCGUGAUUCGUCGGAACUGCUUCAAAAAUCCGAAAGCAGAUUACGAGAUUGGAGUCGAACUUACCGAGCACGCCAAGCGGAUCGACGCAAAGGAGAAUAACUGGGGAUCGCCGAUACCCGCGCAAUUCAUGAACAAGAUCUUCGAUCAGUUCAACCGGUAUUCUCUAGCGGUGAUUGAAGUGGAUCCAUAUGCAGCCGUUUGCAACCAGAGGAAUCCUCACAUCACUUACCUGCAAGAAUUCUUCCGUGAGUUCCGCAAGGACUCGCGGCCAUUCGUGCUCGGUGGUGCCAUCUAUGAGAACCAUGAUUUGAUUCCUGGCAGGUAUACUGUAGUGGACGAUUUGCAUGUGGUGCCUGGAGCUAAGCUGACAAUAGCAUCCGGAUCAAUCUUAGAAUUUCACGAUGGUGUAGGGAUGUUGGUGCAGGGAGAACUUUCCAGGACGGAGUUCUUCGCCCCAGACAAGCAAGUAGUCUUCACCAGUAAGCCAUUCGUUUUACCCAAAAACAAGAACAUUCGUCUGGUUGACGAUGACGGGAACGAUGAAGUGACGGAGGGCCGGCUCGAGGUUUUUGUCGAUGGCGCUUGGGGCACGGUUUGUAACCGAUCGUGGACUCCGAAGCUCGCUCAGCUUUCUUGUAACCAACUGGGCUUGGUAGCAGAUCUUGAGUUCUUCGAAAAUUGGAGGAUUUUUCGCUCGAAAGGAGAGCUACCGAUGGUCAUGGACAAUAUUCGCUGCGAAGAAAACGAGGUAUUUAGUUACGGCUAUCUCCUAAUAUUUUAUCUAGCCCUUCGUUGUGCGGAGCCUCGUUGGGCAGGCGUACGAUACUCACUUCUUGCCAAUCCGCCAACUUUCACUGGACAAACUACGAUGAGUAACUGGGUAAUCGAAAAAGCCGGUCUGUUCGAUUUUCGGGUACCCGAGUUCUCUCCUGCACUUCAGAUAGACUGGAACUACCAUGUCUUUCAUAACUUGAGCAUAAAAGUGGGACCAUUUUUUACUGGACUUCUCCAGCAAACUAUUUACUGA